This is a messenger RNA of Microthlaspi erraticum, 1125 nucleotides long. The record is from the annotation of a GenBank genome assembly. NCBI's taxonomy places the organism in Eukaryota, Viridiplantae, Streptophyta, Magnoliopsida, Brassicales, Brassicaceae.
AUGUCUUUCACAAUACAAUCAUUCGUACUUGUUCCAUGGUUUGUAGUUGUAGUAGUAGCUCUCACCGUCCUCGUGGCAGCCGGAGAUGAAAACUCGCCGGACAAGGCAAUGUUUCCGGCGAUGUUUGUGUUCGGAGACUCGUUGGUGGACAACGGAAACAAUAACCGCUUGAAUUCCCUCGCUAGGUCCAACUAUCUACCUUACGGCAUUGAUUUCGACAGAAGUCAACCCACCGGUCGCUUCUCUAACGGCAAAACCAUCGUCGAUUUCAUUGGAGAAUUGGUAGGGCUGCCGGAGAUACCGGCGUUUAUGGAAACGGUAGACGGAGGAGUUGAUGUUCUCCGAGGAGUCAACUAUGCGUCUGCAGCCGGAGGAAUCCUAGAAGAAACCGGUCGCCAUCUCGGAGAGAGAUUCAGCAUGAGAAGACAAGUGGAGAACUUCGAGAAGACAUUAAUGGAGAUAAGAAGGAGGAUGGAGUCAGUAGAAGAGUACAUGGCAAAGUCAUUGGUGGUGGUCUCAUUGGGUAACAACGACUACAUAAACAAUUACUUGAAACCAACGCUUUUCCUGACCAACUCCAUUUACGACCCUCCUUCUUUCGCCGACCUCCUUCUCUCCAACUUUACCUCUCAUCUCCUCGAAUUGUAUGGAAAAGGGUUCAGGAAAUUCGUAUUAGCUGGUGUGGGUCCCUUGGGUUGCAUACCGGACCAACUAGCCGCACGAGCAACUCCCCCCGGUGAGUGUGUAGAAGCGGUUAACGAGAUGGCUCAGCUUUUCAACAACCGCCUCAAGUCACUGGUGGAUCGUCUCAACUCCGAUAAUACAACCGCCGGCGAAGCCAUCUUUGUCUACGGCAAUACCUACGGAGCCGCCGUGGAAAUCCUCACCAGUCCUUUUGCUUACGGAUUCGAAGUGACGGAUAGAGGGUGUUGUGGAGUAGGGAGAAACAGAGGAGAAAUCACGUGUUUGCCACUGGCGGUACCAUGCGCUUUCAGAGACCGUCACGUGUUCUGGGAUGCUUUUCAUCCAACACAAGCCUUCAACCUUAUUAUCGCUGUUAGAGCCUUUAAUGGUUCCAAAUCCGAUUGUUACCCCAUUAAUCUUUCUCAAAUGUCUCGUCUCUAA